CUGGACGGUCACAAGGCAAAAUCUGCCCAAGCGUCCUAAAGCGGAGUAGCAACAGAGAAGCUGAUUGGCCGAGAGACCGCAGCAGCUGAAAUAGCUAUGUAAACACUUUCCCCUCUCUUCGUGAUCCCCGGUAAUUAUAGCAGGGAUGCUAGUGACGACAGUUUGUCCCAUCGAGACUUCAAAUGCUGGAAUAAAUUUGACAUUAUGAUAUUUGACCCCGGCUUCACGUAAACACCCGGGAGCGGUAUAAAGAGUAGGUACCCCGGCUGGAACAGAAGUUGUUUACCCUUUAGCUCAACGGAGAAGGAGGCGGAGGACAAGGGGGCCCUUUAAAUUCAACCCGUGAGGGGUUUUUACGUAACACGGCGGAGGCAAAAACGAGGGGGACGCACCGGAGAGAGGGUACUUGAAAACAUUUGACGAGCAGGAACGGUUGAAAGGACCAGAGAAAGCAGGGACUAGACUGAGGAGUUACACCGGAGGGCAGAGAAAACUUUUGUGUUGAGGCAGCCCGACAGUGACCUCUGACUGAAAAGCGAAACAGCCAUCUGAAAGAGCGUCUGGCUAUUAAACAGCCUGUGUCAUGGCAGCCAUAGAUCUGGAGCGAGGGCUGGAGCACAGGGGUCAUGGCUGGGGGCAAGAGAGGCCAGAGCUGAUGGACAACUUUGACUCCGAGAUGCAGGAGUGGGAAGACCAGCUGCAGGACAUCCAGAGGAAAAUUGAAGAGCUGUACAAUGAUGUUCAGGCCCGCAGAGGAGCAAACGAUAUCACCGCUGACAACCAGAAAAAUGGCAGCCUGUUGGAGUGUGGCCUGGGUCACCAUGGCAACGGCCUUUUUGUGCCUGACCAUCACAGAGAGAGCCACACUAGAGCUAUAACUGUGCCACAUCACUAUAGUAAUGGCUGUGGUCCCAAUGGGUACAGCUAUCCUGUGACUCAUCAGAACAGCUACAGUUUCUGCAACGCCAACAGCGUCUCUGAGAUUGGAGACUUGCUGCAGGAUUAUUUGGGGAAAGGGAAACAAUUGAGCCGCAAGAACAAUGGAGCUCGCCACGUGCACUUCAGUGACACAAUCAAAGUGAGCCAGGACCCCUCUGCAUGCCAGGAUGAGAUCAGAACAUCUGGAGAUAAAAGGCUUGGUAAAGAACAGUUUUUGGGCAGUUUUGAGGAGACUGAAAACAGAAAAAACAGAGUUUCUCACAUGAAGAACUUCACCCGCAGAGAGAGUUCCCCCAAUAAAGAAAACUCGGCCAAGCCCCCUCUUGGACAAAGGGAUGCUCCUUCUGCACAAGCACGCUCGCAGCUCCCAUUGGCAGCUGAAUCUCCUGCUCUGGACAGGAAAUCCUUCAGUGCAGGAGUCCUGGGUGAUAGGAAGUGCAGCAGCCCCUCUGUUCUCAGGAAGUUUGGAGCUAUGUUGCAGGAGAAUGAGGGUAAAAUGCUGACAGAAUCAGGGGUGGUGACCCAUCAGGGACCGGCUCCAGAAGCAAAGUGCCCCACUCCCGGCUGUCAGCGCAGAACUCUGGGAGCUGCUGCAGUCACCGGCAGGGUGCCCACACGCUUGUCUACCCAAAAGUGCCAAACAGAUUCUGAUGUGCUGACAGCAGAGAUGGAGCCCAGCCAAGAACGGGGUUUAGCAUUAGACCCUGGUAGGCAGAACUACAAGGAUCAAAGAGGAGGCUACAGCAGUUCCAGAGGAUCCCAGCCUGGUCCCCAGCAGUCUCAGAGGAGAUCACAGGUGGCAGGGAGCCCAAAGAUUAGACCCAGGGCUCACAGUGGGGCAGACAGAGAUGGAGGACUGGUUCAAGGAGAGAAAUCACGGAAGGCUGCAGUCGAGCAAGUGGAGCCCAAAAUGGAGCACAGGAUUUCAAGUGCUCCCUCUGGAGCUCAGAGCAUCCAGAGGGGAAUGCUGUCAGGACAGGAGUUGGUUCAUUGUAGCCAGUUGAGGGAUGAAGGACUCAUUGAACUGCUGGACAUGCUAGAGAUCCAGCACGAGUACAGCUCUGGUCCCAGAACAGGAUACAAAGCUUAUAGACAAGAGCCACAGCAGGUAAAUCUAGCAGAGUUGUCACCAGCUGCACCUAAGAAGAGCUUCUCUCGUCCUGCGCGGCCAGCUAACCAGCGACCUCCUUCCAGAUGGGCCAGCUGCACCCCUCCUGCCAGAAUCACCGCCCCAUCGGGCCCAAUCUACCGCCCGCCAAGCCCACUGACUCGCCCCCCUAGCCCCAUGACCAGAACCCCAAGCCCCGCGCUGAAGCACAGGCUUCUUGUUUCUUACUCUCUUCCUACUGAGACUGUCAUUAUGUAAUAGUUCCAUUUGAACUGAGCUUGUUCCCUUCCUCUUACUUUGUAAAUAGUUUCUGUCCAACAAGAGCGCUGCAAACAAAUGCUUCAUUUUGUUGUGAAAUGAAACAUAUCCACUACAUUCUCCAGUGCUGCUGUGGCUUGUAAGUCCUGUGCCUAAACUCUGCCAACACAUCAGCAUUUUGGCUUUGUUGUAGUCCUGCUCCGUAUCCAUAAAACUUUUUUUUUCUUUGUAUUGAAUUUCAGGUGUUUUCUGUGUAAUGUGAUGAAGCAUGCAGCCCUGUUUUUGAGGGUGCAAGCCCGUGUGUUUGAGCCUCAUGGCUGUUUUCAGCCUGGAUUGAGUUGCAACUGUCCUCCCAGCAGCAACCUUCUGUCAACAACAGCGUGUUGUACUGUAUUAUAUUGUCAAAACAUAUUUAAGAUGUUCAAAUAACAGCCGUGACAAAUGACUAUAUUAUGCCUUUAAUGUAUUUUUUCUUGGUAAUAAAUAUGAC
Archocentrus centrarchus (flier cichlid) is the source of this 2795-nucleotide messenger RNA. RefSeq lists its product as uncharacterized. The record is from RefSeq and is a predicted model, not a curated record. The transcript has 6 exons. NCBI's taxonomy places the organism in Eukaryota, Metazoa, Chordata, Actinopteri, Cichliformes, Cichlidae. Bases 584 to 2305 code for a protein of 573 amino acids.